Molecule: messenger RNA, 1961 nt
Organism: Closterium sp. Naga37s-1
Lineage: Eukaryota; Viridiplantae; Streptophyta; Zygnematophyceae; Desmidiales; Closteriaceae
Source: the annotation of a GenBank genome assembly
UACAUGAAGGGCCAGGGAAGAAAGGCCGUUUCCGAUCUUCCGCCAGUUGUCCUUCAACAAUUCUGGGCGGCGUACAAGAGCAGAUACGAUCUGAUUCACCACUGGCAGAAGCCGGAUCUUUCCUAUACCUGCUGGCGCUUCUUCCCCUUCCUUGUUGUCAAAAGGAGCAUGGGGGAGCACAGAGCAGGUCGGACGAAGGAGCGGUACCCCUGGGCGCGCUACCGCUGGCUGGACUCCCUCCUGGGCCUGCCCUCCCAGCGCCAGCGCCUCUUCCUCUCGCACCGCCUGGCCACGAGCCCGCUGUCGAAUGCGGUGGGCGGGGUGGUGUUCCUGGGCACGCCCUUCUACACCAAGACCUGGCAGCGCAACGGCGUGCUGCUGCUGCUGCUCACCAUGUGGGGGUGACGUUCGUGGACAUGUGGGGCUACGUGCUGCUGUGGCGCCUGGUGGUGCUGGCCAUUGCAGGCAAGCUUUCAAGCACCACCACGCCCAGCUACCUGCCCUUCUCCCUCGCUGCUGCUCUUCUUGUCUUCGCUGUCGUCAGUGUGGCAUUGGAGGUGGCUGUAGCACUGCUGUCUCGCCUGCUGGCGCCGUUCAUAAUCUCGGUGGUGCGGAAAGUGAUAGUGACGGUGAGCUUUGGGCUGUCUCCCAAGGAGCUGAGCUUCGCCAGUGUGUUUGUGGACGAGUGCCUCCACCUGGGGCCGUCAUCACACCACGUGGAGCACUGGAACGUGCAGAAACUACUGGCGCUGGCCAAGACGCGAUCGUUGCGGGGGGAGCUGAUGGCGGGGUAUGAGGAUGACAAGUGUGACAUGGGAAAGGCUGUAUUCCGGGAGGGGCUACUUGAAGAGCGGGUGCCUCAAGAGGGCGUAACUGGGAAAGGGGUAGCUGCGGAGGGGUUGAUUGGGGAGGGUAAGGUGGAGGAGGGAAAGGAGCAGGAGGAGGUUGAAGAGAGGGAGGUGAGGGUGAGGAGGCAAGGGGAAGGUGAUGAAAGAGUGGGUGCUGAGGGUGCAGAGAGUGCAGGGAUAGCCUCAAUACAGACAAGUGUGUCAAGACCACAGCAGGGCAGCUGCAUGCAUACAGCUGAGCCCCUUGAUUCGCGAACGGGGCUUUCAGGUACCCACUUGGGUUUGGGGGAGGCCGUGGAGUCAUUUGGUGCCGCCCAACAGCAAAUGGUGGCAGCAGCAGGAGAGGAGGGAGGGCAGGGCAGAGCACCAGGAAGCGUGAGGCGGAGCUUAAGUCGCUUCAGAAGGCGCGUGACAGCAAGGCGCUUCACGGAGCAGGCUCUGCGACAGGGGGGGGAGAGAGGGGAGGGCGGUGAGGAGAUGGGUGAAGAAGGGGGUGAAAGCAAGGAAGGACAAGCGAGGGGAGGGGGCAGUGCAGCAGAAGGAGUUGGAUUUGCAACACGGAGGGGGGGAGUGGGCGAGGCCCCCAUCGAGGGUGCAAGUGAAGAGGUGAAAGGAAAGCAGCAGCAGCGGGGAACAGAGGAGAAGGGGGUGAGGCCGGGGCACGAGGGGCAGCUGAAGACGACAGAAGUGCAGCAUGGCAGCGGCAGGCAGCAGCGAGUGAGUGCGAGAGGCAGCAGGGAGGAGCGGGUGGCAUAUGAAUUCCUGUGGAACGACGGCGCGCUGGAGGCAGCAGCGAGUGAGUGCGAGAUGUACAAGCUGCUGCGCCCGCAGCUGCAGGCCAUCACCCACAACCCGGGCCUCUCCGACCAGGAGUGCGUGCGCCAGGUGAAGCAGCUGUGUGUGAUGAUAGAGGAGCGGUUUGGAGAGCUGACCGGCCAAUUUGACCUCAAUCACGGGGCUUACUUCCUAGAUCCCCGCAUUAUCGGGGCUAUGGUACACUUCCUGGGACACAGGGAGCUCCCUGAUUGGUCCAGGGAGAUCGACACUGACGUGUUGAGGGCUGAAGAAAGGAUCAGGUUUGGGAGACUUGGGCACAGGGGUGCAGGUGCAUAG